AUGGGCCGAAGAAAGAUUGAAAUCAAAGCUAUCAAGGAUGACCGCAAUCGAUCUGUAACAUUCCUCAAGCGCAAGGGCGGUCUGUUCAAGAAAGCCCACGAGCUCUCCGUUCUCUGCUCCGUCGACGUCACCGUCAUCAUCUUCGGUCAUAAUAAGAAGCUCUACGAGUUUUCGUCCGGAGAUAUCCAAGAGACCUUAGGACGAUACCAAUACUAUGGCCAGGCACAUGAACACAAGGGGCCUGCCGACUUUGCAGGUAAGCAGAACGUUGACGAUGACGAUGAAGAGGAUGUUUCGCCACCACCGGAUGAGUCCCAGCCUCAACAACCCCACAACAAUGGAAUUCCUCCCCAACCGCAUCAGCCAGCUUUUCAACAUGUAAAUCACACUCCGUCCGUGUCUCCUCCCAUACCGAACGGCGUCCAAUAUCAUGCACGGAACGCGACCCCUCAGCCCGCCAGUGUCGGCUCGAGGCCUUCGUCUCGGAAUACUGUUCCUGCAGUCACUUCCAGUUUGGUUCCUCCACAACAUCACCAUGCAACACCACCACCUCCUCCUCCUCCCCAAUCCCAAAACGGCUAUGCAUAUAUGCCGAAUGGACCCGUUUAUAACCCACAAGCAAACUCCAAUAUGCCGCAACACCCACCUAGACCAGGACAGUACCAAUAUGCAAGACCACUCCCCCCGCCGCCACCACCACCAUCAUCUGUGACACAACACCAAGGACACCCUCCGCCAGCGGCACCUCAUCACCCGCCACACCAACACGUGCCGCCCCAAAUACCGCAACAACACCACCAGCAUCCGCAGCACCCACAGCACCCACAACAUCCUCAACAUCCCCAGCAUCCUCAGCAUCCUCAGCAUCCUCAGCAUUCCCAUCCUCAUCCUCAUGCUCAACACCAUCCACAUCCACCCGCGCAGCCCCCCCCAUUACCUCAUCAUACGUACCUGCAAGAGCAGCAACGGAGACAAUCGAUGCCCCCCGCUUUCCCGCAACAAGAACGGCAUGGCCCGUCUCACGCUGACCAGCAAUUACCUCAGCAUCAUCCUGAAACGAAGGUCGAGCGUGGGUCGUCUCCGCCCCCAAGACCGCAGCCAACCAAGUCCAGAAGCAUAUUCACCCCAAUUGAUGAUCGAGGGUCUAUCUUAGCUCAGCAAUUCGGAUUUGCGCCACCCGUCGAAUCACCAAAGAGCGAAACACAAGCCAUCAAGCAUGACUCCGAGAAACUUGGAAAGUCGUCUGCUCCACCACCGAGGGUGCCUACAGCCCCGAUUCCCCCGAGAUCGCUUCCCAACCCGCAGAGAACACACUCGUUAUCUUCAAUCCCAGAUGUUCCCCCGAUGACCAGAAAUGACAGCAUAACCAGUGUCAAAGAACGACCACGGUUGACGGUCCAGAUUCCCAGCGAACAUUCCGACACAGGGGAAGGCACAGAGGAAUCCGCCCGUGAGUCUGGUGCUAACGGAACUACUCCAGCGAAAGGUGGCUCUGAUACAGGACACCCAUCGGUCGUGCUUCCUCCACCGUCGCCGUCCGCCAGCGCUUUAUUGAGCGCUGGUGCACAUGGCCCGCCAAACCCGUUCGCGAGACCACCACCCCCAGGCGCUGUCCCGCAAGGCGGUGCCGCAUAUAAUGGCAACACUAAUAACAUCGAAACUCCCGUAUCUGCCCUACCAAGCCGCUUCGUUUCCGACGCUCUGCUACCGUCGCCGUCGAGUUUCUAUCCCGAAUGGGGCUUUGGACGAACGGGUCCAGAUAGUAAUAUGUUACCCAGUCCGCUUACGUUCCCGACACCCGUGAUGCAGUCUGGCCCGGGACUGGUCAAGGAAGGGGAAGAGCAGGACCGGAAACGGAAAAGUCCCGACAACGGAUCUGCCAUAGCAGAACCCGUUGGCGCGGGAAAGAGACUCAGAGUUGAGUAAUGUCAAUGAUCUGAAAGAACAUUUUUAA
Molecule: messenger RNA, 1954 nt
Organism: Coccidioides posadasii C735 delta SOWgp
Lineage: Eukaryota; Fungi; Ascomycota; Eurotiomycetes; Onygenales; Onygenaceae
Biological process (GO): positive regulation of transcription by RNA polymerase II
Molecular function (GO): RNA polymerase II cis-regulatory region sequence-specific DNA binding; DNA-binding transcription factor activity, RNA polymerase II-specific; protein dimerization activity
Source: RefSeq, a predicted model, not a curated record